This is a messenger RNA of Rosa chinensis, 2286 nucleotides long. Its product is annotated as probable arabinosyltransferase ARAD2. The coding region runs from base 649 to 2133 and encodes 494 amino acids. The transcript has 3 exons. Lineage: Eukaryota; Viridiplantae; Streptophyta; Magnoliopsida; Rosales; Rosaceae. The record is from RefSeq and is a predicted model, not a curated record. Gene Ontology annotation, molecular function: glycosyltransferase activity.
CAUUUCAUGAACACCCCAAAAGGAUCAAUAUAAAGUAUUAAUCACAUGUCACAGUCCACAAGAAAGUUUGCAAAUAAUAAUAGACUUUGUUCAAAGCCCCUCACUGUGUUCGACGAAUCUACUUAGUCACAAUGCAUGCCAUGAAGUUUCAGAAUUGACCCAGGUGCUGCCUUUCUCAACUACUCAAGAACCCAAAUCAUGAAUUCUGGUGAUCAGCUGCAAGAAGUAGUCUGCUUAAUGAGUGUUCAUUCUCUAUGUGCAGAUUUAUCACUUGCUCUGGUGAGUGGUGGUGAUUUCAAGAGAGAGGCUUUGGUUCUUCCAGAAAUUCAAGGUGCUAUCUUUUAUAUGUAGAAGCUUCUUCUUUAAGAACAAAGAUAAUUUCUUCUUGAAAUUAUGGUUGUACAGAUAGGUAGUUUGGCAAUGAGUUCUAAGAGAGCCAGCAGUUUUCAAUCCUUGUUAAAACCCUUUGAGGUUUAAGAAGAAUUUAGCUUCCAAUUCGAGAUGGGUGUCUCUCUUUCCAUGCCUUGUUCUUUUAAUAUGCUGACUUAAUGGGCAUUGCCUUUUCUAUAUUUUGUGGGAGCAAUUACAUGCUUUUAUACUUAAGGUGAAUUUCAUUGAUUGCAUUUUUAGCUGUGUUUGGUGCCCUGAAUGUCAUCAAUGUCAGAAAAGAGUAGGAUUCCGUCAAGAUUCAUUUCCUCCUUGAUAACAGUUUCUGUGUUCCUUUUAGUUCUUUCUUCUGUGUUCCUUCUUCAAUCUGGCAAUACAUCUUUCAUUCCCAGAUCAGUAUUUGAGCUUAUGCUUGUUAAUGGCACAUCAGUGUACUUUGAGCCUCAUGUGAAAAAGGAACCAUUUAAACUUCCUUUCCUCUCUUCUGAGGUUCCCCAAGUUGAUGCUAUAAAACCCUUAAAAAGAAUAAGUGAAUCAGCUUGUCAAGUUUCGGAUUCGAGUAAGAAAGUGGAAUCUGUAGAAAGAAAGAAAAUGAUGAUCUGUGACUCGAAGCAGGCUCGUUUGAGGGUAUUUAUGUAUGAGUUGCCUCCUGAAUUUCACUUUGGGUUAUUGGGUUGGAAGGGAAUGGAGAAUCAAACAUGGCCACAGCACAUCCCACCUUACCCAGGCGGGCUGAAUUUACAGCACAGUAUAGAAUAUUGGCUCACCCUUGAUCUUUUAUCAUCAGAUAACCUAAAUGUGGUCAGACCUUGUACAGUAGUCAGGGUGCACAAUUCAAGUGAAGCUGAUUUUAUUUUUGUGCCAUUCUUCUCAUCUCUGAGUUACAACCGGCAUUCUAAGCUUCAUGAGAAGGAGAAAGUCAGUGUCAACAAGAGGUUGCAGGACAAGUUGGUGCAGUUUUUGAUGGGCCGGAAUGAAUGGAAAAGAAAGGGUGGAAAGGAUCAUUUAAUAGUUGCUCAUCAUCCAAAUAGCAUGUUGGAUGCAAGAAAGAAAUUGGGUUCUGCCAUGUUCGUGCUUGCAGAUUUUGGAAGAUAUCCUGCUGAAAUAGCAAAUCUUGGGAAGGAUAUAAUCGCGCCUUACAGACAUUUGGUGACGACUGUUCCCAGCAGCAAAUCAGCCACAUUCAAGGAGCGCCCUAUACUAGUGUAUUUCCGAGGAGCAAUUUACAGAAAAGAUGGAGGAGUAAUUCGCCAAGAAUUGUAUCAUCUUCUCAAAGACGAGAAAGAUGUAGACUUCACUUUUGGUAGCAUUGGAGGAAAUGGUGUUCGCAAGGCAACCCAAGGAAUGGCCUCAUCAAAGUUUUGCCUAAAUAUAGCUGGCGAUACCCCAUCCUCAAAUCGCCUAUUCGAUGCCAUUGCUAGUCAUUGUGUUCCAGUAAUAAUUAGCGAUGAGAUUGAGCUACCAUUUGAAGAUGUCUUAGACUACUCACAAUUUUGCAUAUUUGUUCGAGGGGCUGAUGCUGUAAAGAAGGGUUACCUACUGAAACUUCUUCGAGGAAUAAACAAAGACAAGUGGACCAAAAUGUGGGAAAGGUUGAAGGAAGUUGUACAUCAUUUCGAAUAUCAAUAUCCCUCCCUGCCUGAUGAUGCUGUUGAUAUGAUUUGGCAGGCAGUUUCUCGCAAGAUAUCCUCUCUACAAUUUAAAUAUCACAGGAAGAAGAGAUACGACAGGUCUCAACUUGUUUAAGAACAAAAUGGCAUUGUUCCAUUUGAAAGCAUCUGAUGUAUGCAGGUUAUGAAACAUCGAACUUUUUGUUCGAGUUGUAGAUAUUAUAUACUUUCAAGCUAAUUUUUUAUUCUUGAAACUAUCAAUGAAAAGUCAAUUCCUUUUUUGCUAUGA